AUGCGCAUAAUCGUUAAAAAUCUUCCAAAAUUUAUUACCAAAGAACAAAUAGAAAAAGAAUUUAGUACAUUUGGUAAAAUAGUCGAUCUAGUUAUGUUAAAAGACAGUAAAGGAAAUUUUAGAAGGGUUUGUUACAUUGGAUAUCCUUCUAAUGAAAUACGUGAUCGUGUCAUAAAAAAGAUGAAUAACACUUAUCUUUUUAAUCACAAAAUAAAUGUUGAAGAAGCCAUUUGUAAAAAGAAAGAAAUUAGUGAAUCAGAAGAAAGAAUAAUUAGAUACAAUAAUAAAAUAUUUAUAAAAGGAGCAUGUUUAGAUGACAUACCUUUUCUAGAAUCAUUUGGUAAUAUUUGCAAAACACAGGUAGAUGAUGGUCAUCUUAUUUUACAAUAUAAAAAUGUAGAAGAUACUUUAAAAGUUUUUAAAGAGGUAUCAACAGUAAAUGGUAAGAUUGUUAAAAUAUCACCUUAUAAAGAAAAUAUGAAUACUAGCUUUCAGCAUUAUAAUUCUUUAUUUUUUAAUUUUGAAUCCAUCAUAAAGCAAACAUGUGAUUUGGGAAUAAAAAAGAAUGAAGUAGUAGAUUUAGAAGAUAAAGAUCUUCCUACAAAAAUAGCUUUAUUAGAGACAAAUUUAGUUAAUGAGACUAACAAAUUUUUAGAAAGAAAUAAUAUUUUUUUAGAUAAAAUUAUCUCUAAAAAGAACAAAAAAGUUUUAAUUGUUAGAAAUAUAGAAGUAAAUAAGGUGCUUGACUUUGUAAAGUGUAAAUGUAAAAUGGAAGCAUCGCCAAGUAAAAAUUUAGUUUUACUAAAAUUUAAAAAUGAAGAAGAGGCUCUGAAAUGUUAUAAAAAUAUCAAUUUAAGGAGAUAUAAUAACAAUGUCAUUUAUUGCGAAUUUGCGCCACAAUGUGAAGAAAUUAAAAAACACGAUGAUAUAAAAGAAGAAAAACGGUCUGAAACACAAAAGGUUAAAUUACUAAUAAAAAAUGUACCAUUUCAAGCGACUAAAAAGGAUAUUGCCGAUUUAUUUAAGAAAAAGUAUAAAAUACAAGGAAUUAGACUUCCUAUAAAAAGAGAUGGUACACAUCGAGGAUUUGCAUUUGUUACCUUUGAAUCAAAGAGUGUAUUGGAUAGUGUUAUAGAAUAUUUUGGAAAGAGUACACAUUUAUACGGAAGAAGGCUUGUAUUAGAAAUAGCAAAAGAAUAA
Molecule: messenger RNA, 1200 nt
Organism: Vairimorpha ceranae
Lineage: Eukaryota; Fungi; Microsporidia; Nosematidae
Product: polyadenylate binding protein 2
Exons: 1
Coding region: 1-1200 (399 amino acids)
Cellular component (GO): nucleus; cytoplasm
Molecular function (GO): mRNA binding
Source: RefSeq, a predicted model, not a curated record